Molecule: messenger RNA, 664 nt
Organism: Cajanus cajan (pigeon pea)
Lineage: Eukaryota; Viridiplantae; Streptophyta; Magnoliopsida; Fabales; Fabaceae
Source: RefSeq, a predicted model, not a curated record
AGGAGCUAAAGAAUUGAUGGUAGCAUGACCCUUCAUGUAAAAGUGCAAGUGAGUACUAGAAGAAACAGUGAAGAUCUUUCCUAUUAAUUAAAGCUAUCAACCCCAAAACAGGAUAGGAUCAUAGAAUUAAACAUGGCUAUUGAAGUAGGAAAUGGUAAAUGGCAUGGAUCAGUCGGUGGCAUAGUUUGUGCACCUAUUGACAAGGUUUGGAGCUUGGUCUCUAAAACUAAAAGACUACACGAAUGGAUGGCAAUGGUAGAAAGAUGCAGUGGCUUGGCUGGAGAUGAAGAUGAACCUGGCUAUGUUAGGCUAGUAUCUGGUUUCAUGUUUCCUCAACAAGAUGGAGAAAGGUCUUGGAUCAAGGAGAGGUUGGUUUCGCUGGACUCAUCAUCACAUAGCUAUGUUUAUACAAUGGAAGCAAGCAAUGUAGGUUUAGAUGGAUCUGUAAAUUCAUUAAAACUUGUUGACUAUGGAGAUCAAUCAACUCUUAUUCACUGGUCAUUCGAGAUAAGCCCUUUACAAGAUGUAUCUCAGGACAACAUAGUUGAUUAUCUCGGAUUUCUCUACAAAUCUUGCAUCAAUAAGAUAGAGGGUGCAAUAGAAGCUGCAUCAAGAAAUGUUUCACCAACAUAGUGAACAAUUGAAAAUCAUUUUAUUCAAACCA